Messenger RNA from Triticum dicoccoides, 3090 nucleotides. RefSeq names its product putative respiratory burst oxidase homolog protein H. The transcript has 15 exons. NCBI's taxonomy places the organism in Eukaryota, Viridiplantae, Streptophyta, Magnoliopsida, Poales, Poaceae. Gene Ontology annotation, cellular component: plasma membrane. Gene Ontology annotation, molecular function: peroxidase activity; calcium ion binding; NAD(P)H oxidase H2O2-forming activity. The record is from RefSeq and is a predicted model, not a curated record. Bases 182 to 2680 code for a protein of 832 amino acids.
CCUUGCCGCGCAUGCAGUGCAACGGCUAAAAUUGGCGCGACCCCUCUCCGCAACACGCGCCACAGUUCUCCUCGCUUUCUCCUCCCCUCCCCCCCUCGUCUCCCACCUUCCAAAUUUACUACGCCCACCAGCGGCCUCGCAUUGGGCUUGGGCGGUGGUGCCAUCACCGGUGCAGCGCGCAAUGGCGUCGUCGUCGGAGGGGUACGUGGACGUGCCGCUCGGCGGCGAGCAUCAUCAGCAGCCGCCGCCGCAGCCGCACCCGUACUCGGCGCCCACCAUGCGGAAGCAGCCGUCGCGGCUGACGUCCGGGAUGAAGCGGCUGGCGUCGAGGGUCACCUCCUUCCGCGUGCCCGACAUGGGCCUCAAGCGCACCCACUCCAGCGCGCAGCCGGCGCUCAAGGGCCUCCGCUUCCUCGACAAGGCCGCCGCCGGCAAGGACGGCUGGAAGUCCGUCGAGAAGCGCUUCGACGAGAUGAGCGCCGACGGCCGCCUCCACCAGGAGAACUUCGCCAAGUGCAUCGGCAUGGCGGACUCCAAGGAAUUCGCAAGCGAGGUGUUCGUGGCGAUGGCGAGGAGAAGGAAGAUCGACCCAGAACAAGGACUCACCAAGGAGCAGCUCCAGGAGUGCUGGGAAGAGAUGUCUGACAACAACUUCGAUGCACGGCUACGCAUAUUCUUUGACAUGUGCGACAAGAACGGCGACGGAAAGCUCACAGAAGAUGAGGUCAAGGAGAUCAUUGUGCUGAGCGCGGGGGCGAACAAGCUUGCCAAGCUGAAGAAACAUGCUGCGACCUACGCCUCGCUCAUCAUGGAGGAGCUGGACCCUGAUGCCCGCGGCUACAUUGAGAUUUGGCAGCUGGAGAAGCUACUCCGUAAGAUGGUGAUGGAAGAGGGGUCACAGGAUCAGAUGGACCAGGCGUCAACCAGCCUCGCCAAGACAAUGGUUCCGUCCAGUCACCGGAGCCCAAUGCAGAAACAGAUUCACGAGACCGUCGACUUCAUCCACGAGAACUGGAAGAGGAUAUGGUUCCUGGCGCUGUGGGGGGUCGCCAACAUUGCCCUCUUCAUAUUCAAGUUCAUACAGUACAGGAAUCGGGCCGUCUUCGAGGUGAUGGGGUACUGUGUCUGCAUCGCCAAGGGUGCCGCUGAGACGACCAAGCUGAACAUGGCCCUCAUACUCCUCCCGGUGUGCCGAAACACGCUAACAGCACUCCGGUCGACUGCACUCAGCGCCGUCAUACCAUUUGACGACAACAUAAACUUCCACAAGGUUAUCGCGGUUGGAAUUGCAAUUGGAGCGGGUAUGCAUACGGUUGUUCACCUGACCUGCGACUUCCCAAGGCUGGUCUCCUGCCCAAGUGACAAGUUCCAGGAGAAGCUGGGGCCCUUCUUCAACUAUGUUCAACCAACAUGGGGAACUCUGUUCGCGAGCACUCCAGGGUGGACUGGUAUCCUCCUGGUCCUCAUAAUGUCAUUCUCCUUUACACUGGCGACAACCUCCUUCAGGAGGAGCGUCGUGAAGCUGCCAUCGCCACUGCACCACCUGGCUGGCUUCAAUUCCUUCUGGUAUGCCCACCACCUGCUGGUGUUUGCAUAUAUCCUUCUGGUGAUGCACUCCUACUACUUAUUCCUCACCAAGCCGUGGUACAAGAAAACGGGAUGGAUGUACAUAGCAGUUCCUGUUAUCUUCUAUGCCAGCGAGAGAGCCACCAGAAGAGUUCGUGAGAAGAAUUAUGGAGUGACUGUCAUCAAGGCAGCAAUUUACCCAGGAAAUGUUCUCUCUCUUUACAUGAAGAAGCCAUCAAGUUUCAAAUACAAAAGUGGGAUGUACCUCUUUGUAAAAUGCCCAGACGUCUCGCCUUUUGAGUGGCAUCCCUUCUCCAUCACCUCUGCACCUGGGGACGACUACUUGAGUGUACAUAUCCGCACAUUAGGUGACUGGACAACAGAACUAAGGAACCUAUUUGGGAAGGCCUGUGAAGAAGAAGUAAAUUCCAAGAAGGCUACACUAUCAAGACUUGAGACCACAGUCAUAGCAGAAGGCGCGGACGAGAAUACUAGAUUUCCCAAGAUCUUUGUUGAUGGCCCUUUCGGUGCACCAGCUCAAAAUUACAAGAAAUACGACAUCCUUUUCCUUAUUGGCCUUGGAAUUGGUGCAACUCCUUUCAUCAGCAUACUGAAGGAUCUCCUGCACAACAUAAAGUCUAAUAAUGAGCAGCAAAGCAUGAAUGACGAGGAGGCAGGCAGCAGCUUCAAGAGCAACGGGCCAAGCCGAGCUUACUUCUAUUGGGUUACCAGGGAACAAGGCUCCUUUGAAUGGUUCAAAGGUGUCAUGAAUGAAGUUGCUGAAUGUGAUAGCGAUAAUGCAAUAGAGAUGCACAACUACCUAACCAGUGUGUACGAGGAAGGAGAUGCGAGGUCAGCUCUGAUUGCCAUGGUUCAAUCGCUCCAACACGCAAAAAAUGGUGUGGAUAUCGUCUCCGGCAGCAAGAUCCGGACACAUUUUGCAAGGCCAAACUGGAGAAAGGUGUACUCUGAUUUGGCAAAUACCCACAAGAAUGCUCGUAUAGGUGUUUUCUAUUGUGGAUCUCCGACGCUUACAAAAACACUCAGGGAACUUGCAAUAGAAUUCAGCCACACGACAACAACACGGUUCCAUUUCCACAAGGAGAACUUCUAACUUGUGAGGUCAGCGCAACAAAAAAUUCGGUAGCAUCGGGUAGCAGUUCUAGCUCUGCAGGUGCCAGAGGGAGCUGGGGCAUAUAUUAGUGUACAAACUACAUGGAGUGAAAAGCAUGUGGCGUUAGUUAUAGCUGCUGCCACACAUAGAUAGGGGGAGGAAAGCCAUGUAUUUAUAUUUUCAUUCGUCAGUGAGAUUGCUUCUUAGAAUAAUUCAGACCUUGAACAGGUGAUUGGCUCGGUUCAAAAUUGAUAGGAUCAAGUUUGGAUUGGCUGAAAAUUAAAGUGAGCCAUUUACUCAUUUUGUUGUAACAAAGAUUACCCUCCGAAUCGGAUUCGUUAGCUUGAUAAAAAGAUUGUGUUGUAAACCAAGUAGGAGCAUUUCAAGUCAAUCUGCCCAUUUCUUUUCAA